AUGUCGAGCACGUCCGCCAAGCGUCCUUCAGCCAAGCGCGCCCAUCCCAAGUACAGCGAGAUGGUCGGCGCCGCCCUCAGGGCCCUCAAGGAGCGCAACGGGUCCUCUCGCCAAGCCAUCCUCAGGUUCAUCCUUGCUUCCUUCCAGGUCGGGGACGAGAGGGUCGCCGGCGUGCACCUGAAGCAGGCGCUGAGGAGGGGCGUCGUCGGCGGGUCCCUGCAGCAGACCAAGGGCACCGGCGCCUCCGGCUCCUUCAAACUUUCAAAGGAGGAGCUGAAGAAGGCUGUGCCCAGGAAGGACUCGGCAAAGAAACCCAGCGCUAAGACUGCCACAAAGAAACCCAACGCUAAGACUGCCACAAAGAAACCCAGCGCUAAGACUGCCACAAAGAAACCCAGCGCUAAGACUGCCUCGAAGAAACCCAGUGCUAAGACUGCCACAAAGAAACCCAGCGCUAAGACAACCACAAAGAAAGUCCCCACUAAGAACGGAGCAACAAAGAAACCAACAACAAAGAAGGCGAUAUCAAAGAAACAGACUGUCAAGAAAACAGCAACAAAGAAACAAACCACAAAGAAUGGGGGGAGCUAA
Penaeus chinensis is the source of this 591-nucleotide messenger RNA. RefSeq names its product histone H1-delta-like. The coding region runs from base 1 to 591 and encodes 196 amino acids. Lineage: Eukaryota; Metazoa; Arthropoda; Malacostraca; Decapoda; Penaeidae. Gene Ontology annotation, cellular component: nucleus; nucleosome. Gene Ontology annotation, biological process: nucleosome assembly; negative regulation of DNA recombination; chromosome condensation. The transcript has a single exon. Gene Ontology annotation, molecular function: structural constituent of chromatin; double-stranded DNA binding; nucleosomal DNA binding. The record is from RefSeq and is a predicted model, not a curated record.